Messenger RNA from Aedes aegypti (yellow fever mosquito), 1224 nucleotides. RefSeq names its product cAMP-regulated phosphoprotein 19 (gene endos). The transcript has 3 exons. Gene Ontology annotation, cellular component: cytoplasm. NCBI's taxonomy places the organism in Eukaryota, Metazoa, Arthropoda, Insecta, Diptera, Culicidae. The record is from RefSeq and is a predicted model, not a curated record. Bases 194 to 568 code for a protein of 124 amino acids. Gene Ontology annotation, molecular function: protein phosphatase inhibitor activity.
GCAGUUCGUUCCGUUUGACGUUUGUUCGAUUUGCGUCAAGCUUGAAAAAACGAACGCGAUUUGGAACGAAAAACAGAAGUUUUGCACUUUGCUGUUAGAAACGUAUUUUGUGCAGUGAAAUAUACUGGAAUAUUAUUCAUCCUUUCAAUUGCAGAAUAUAUUCCCAGAAAAGACAACGUUUUACGCAGCCAUCAUGAGUUCCGAAGAAAGCACAGAACCAACCACCACUGAGCAAACUACCGUCGAUCAAUCGGAAGAACAGGAGCAACAACAGUCGGUUAGUGAAUUGGAGAAGCAAGAGGAAGCUAAAAUGAAGGCCAAGUAUGGCCCAAAUGCAGGCCUGGGUGCUCGUGGCCUUGGCGGCCAUUCAGCGUUCUUACAGAAGCGUCUCCAGAAGGGGCAAAAGUACUUCGAUUCAGGCGAUUACCAAAUGGCCAAACAGAAAGGUGGUGGUGUGAAACAGGUGUUUGCCAAUAAGGUUCCCACCGGCGAGGCCAUUCCGACUCCAGAAACGGUCCCAGUGAGAAAAACCUCGAUCAUCCAAACCUGCAACAAGUUUCAAAGUUAAGUAAGCUUUUUAUGUACUUGCCUGUUUCAUAUAAACAUUUAUGAUAGCCGCCCUUUUCCAUCCCCGAUCAAUUUGGACAAAAUAUGUUUUAAUUCUCAUUGUACUAUGUUGGUUCCCUUACACGAAUUCCAGUUAUCCGGACAUGCUUAUCCUUCACCCCUCCUUUCCGACAUGUGACUAUUUGUCAGUCGAUCCCUUCCGCACUUCCGAUUACUAGAAUCAAAUCAUACAAUUAGAUACAUAUUUCAAUUAUUCAAAAAUGUGCAUUGCAUCAUCGUUAUCAGUUUAAAAAAAAAUAAAUUUCGUAAUUUAAUACUUUAGUUCAGCAAGCAAACAAAUAUUGUAGGAAAGUACUAUAUAUUAAUAAAGAAAAUAAUUUGGUAUGAAAAAUCUCGGAGAGAAAAGGAAUUCUAGCUUUUCAGUUGAAGUGCACACGUUACAAUUCACACUGCACGCACCACUAGGGGAUUCACACAGAAGGUUCAUUCACUAUCGUACGCCAAUUCCCCGGUGGGCUUCAGAGGCCACAAGGGAAGAAUAGAGAAGUGUCAUCCCACGGAACGAAACUUGUUCUUCUGUGUAAGCGGAGAGUGUGUUUCAGUGUUCCAUACUGUAUAUGUGAAUAAUUAUCCAUUUUAAUUUAAAUGCUGGGAAAA